Molecule: messenger RNA, 444 nt
Organism: Lodderomyces margitis
Lineage: Eukaryota; Fungi; Ascomycota; Pichiomycetes; Serinales; Debaryomycetaceae
Gene: MED10
Product: mediator complex subunit
Exons: 1
Coding region: 1-444 (147 amino acids)
Biological process (GO): regulation of transcription by RNA polymerase II
Cellular component (GO): mediator complex
Molecular function (GO): transcription coregulator activity
Source: RefSeq, a predicted model, not a curated record
AUGACAACUACACUGAUAACAGUAAAACAGGAUAAUGAGCCACUUGCCAAGGCGGCAGAAAAUGUUGCCAAUUUGAUUGAAUCGUUUAUCGAAUUGGGAAUUCUUGUUCACGACAAUCAAGGAACACCUCAGUCUAAUCUCGCAUUAUCCAAUAAGAUCCAAACAUUAGCCACUCAGUUAAAAGUAGUGUCACAAAGUAGCGAUCUACAAGACAGAUUGAUUCCAGUAGAUGUUGUUUCAUAUAUUGAGGAUGGGAGAAAUCCUGACAUAUAUACAAGAGAAUUCAUCGAAGUGACAGCCAAACUGAAUGCUAAACUAAAAGGCAAAAUGCAAGGAUUUGGGACAUUGAGAAACAUUUUGAGCGAUAAGUUAGCACAAGAAUAUCCAAGAUUGCAAGCGGGACUUGAAGAUAUAAAAAAUCGGACUAACAGUGACAGUUACUAG